GCCAACUUCCUCAACAUGCUGCUGCAGGCCAACGACAUCCGCGAGGCCAGCCUGGCCGAGGACGCCGAGUGGUACCACGCGCUGGUGCGCGGCCUGGCCGCCGGCGAGCCCCGCGCCUACCGCGCCGUGCUGGCCUUCGACGCCCACCCGCUGGCCUCCAAGCCGCGCCUGGUGCUGCAGGCCACGCAGGAGAGCCCCGAGAUCCUGCUGCAGGACCUCUCGGCCGCCGCCGCCGGGAACCUCAGCGGCGACGACGCCUGGCCGGACGCCCCGGAGCCGCCGCCGCCGCCGGGCUUUUCCCUGCGGAAGCGGCUCCUCCGCAACGACCUCCGCAGCCUGGAGACCCCCAAGUGGAGCCGGGGCGACGGCUACGUGGGCGACGCGGGCCACGUGCGCUGGUCGCCGCCUUUCCUCGAGUGCCGGGACGGCAAGUUCCUGCCCGCCUGGAUGGUCUCGCUCUCCUCCCCCUUCUACGGGCUCAAGCCGGACCUCAGCCCCGAGCUCAAGGGCAUCGUGCGGCUGGACGUCAAGCUGCAGGACGUGCAGCUCGACCCGUGCGCCAGCGGCACGGGCUGGUUUGCCGACACGCACCGCUGCGACCUCAACAGCACGCAGUGUGUCCCCCAGGAGAGCCGCGGCUUCGUCCUGGGCAGCUACCUGUGCCGGUGCAAGCCGGGGUUUUACGGGGCCGCCGGGCAGCUCGGUGUGUCGGAGGCCGGGGGCCGGCUGGCGUGCCGACCGUGCCGGCCGGGCUGCACCGCCUGCGUGGACGACGCGCCCUGCCUCAUCGAGGAGGACCGGGCGCUGCGGGCGGCCGUGCUCGCCUGCCAGGCCGCCUGCAUGCUGGCCGUCUUCCUCUGCAUGCUCGUCUCCUACCACUUCCGAAGGAGCAAGCGCAUCCGGGCAUCCGGAGUCGUCCUGCUGGAGACCAUCCUCUUCGGCUCCCUCCUGCUCUACUUCCCCGUGUUCAUCCUGUACUUCAAGCCGAGCACCUUCCGCUGCAUCGUCCUGCGCUGGGUGCGCGUGCUGGGCUUCGCCAUCGUCUACGGCACCAUCACCCUCAAGCUGCACAGGGUGCUGCAGGCGUUCCUGUGCCACUCGGCCCAGCGGGGGCCCUACCCGAGCAGCGGGCGGGUGCUGAAGCUGCUGGGGCUGAUGCUGCUGCUGGCGCUGUGGUUCCUGGCGGCCUGGACCGGCGGGAUGCUGGAGAACGCCGACAGGAGCAUCCCGCUGGUGAUCGGCGCCCAGACCGCCCGCGGCCUCCGCUUCCAGCUCUGCGGCCACGACCGCUGGGACUACAUGAUGGUGGUCGCCGAGAUGCUGCUCCUGCUGUGGGGCAGCUCGCUGUGCUUCGCCACGCGCGCCGUGCCCUCGGCCUUCCACGAGCCCCGCUACCUGGGCGUCGCGCUGCACAACGAGCUCCUCGUCUCGGCCGCCUUCCACGUGGCCAGGUUCGCCCUGGUGCCCUCCCUGCACCCCGACUGGACCCUGCUGCUCUUCUUCGCGCACGCCCACGGCACCGUCACCAUGACGCUGGUGCUGCUCUUCGUGCCCAAGUUCCUGCACGCCGGGUCGCCGCUGCGCCAGGAGAUCGCGGCCGAGGUCUACGAGGACGAGCUGGACAUGCGGCGCUCGGGCUCCUGCCUCAACAGCAUCGCCUCCGCCUGGAGCGAGCGCAGCCUCGACCCCGAUGACAUUCGGGAGGAGCUGAAGAAGCUCUACGCGCAGCUGGAAGCGCAGCGGGCGCGGCGCAUGGCGGCCGACAACCCGCACCUGCCCAAGCGGCGCGGCUCCCGCCGCGGCCCGGCCUCCGUCCUGCGCCGCAUCGCCGAGCUGCCCGCGGCCGGCGGCACCAGCCUGCGGCUGUGGGAGGGCAGCCGCCGCCGCCGCCGCACCGCUUCCCUGCGCAAGGUGCGCAGCGCCGAGGACGGCGCGCCGCGGCCCCGGGGCUCCCCGGCGAGGAAGACGGCGGCGGCGAAGGCUCCGGAGGCCUCCGACAGCGAGUCGCUGGAGGCCGCCCCGCUCGUCUGCAAGUCGGCCAGCGCCCACGAGCUGGCGGCCGACAAGCAGCCGCCGCCGCCGCUGCAGAAGUCGCUGAGCCUCGUCGCCGGCGCCCGGGACGAGGCGUUGCUGCUGGCCAGCCGGGCGGCGCGGCAGGACCCCCCCGGCGCCCCCCCGGGCCGCGCAGCCCCCACGGUGUCCCGCGGCGCCGGGGCUCCCGCCAGGGUGGCCGCCGGCUCCCCGUGCCGGGCCCCGGCGCGGCGGCGCGUUGCCUACGCGCCCAUCAAGAGCGCCAGCGCCGACGGGGCCCCGCGGCCGGGGCGGGUGCGCGUAGCGGUGCGGAGGACCCCCCCGGCGCCCCCCGUGCGCCACCAGAGCCUGGCGCCGCCGCCGGGGCCCGGCGAGCUGCUCCGGGAGGAGCUGGCUGGCAGGGAGCGAGCGGCCUCCAUGGUGCUGAGAGCGGAGGCCGCCGCGGAGGCCGGGGUUGGUCCCCGGGGAGCCUUGGUGCCUCCGGCAGCGAAGGGACCGUUAGUGAGGCAGGAGGCGGUUGCAUCCCGGGAGGACGGGGGGGUCCCGCCGGGAAGGAUGAGCCCCAUCGGGAGGGACGAGCCCGCCCGGCCCCGGGAGCGCGCGGCGAGCCGGGAGGAGAGCGGCGGUGUGCCGGGGACGGGGCAGGCGCCGCCGACGCCGCCUUCGCCGGCCGCCCGGGAAACGUGGCCUCCGAAACCGGCGGGGCUGACGCGGAGGGAGACCGUGUGCCCCUGGGAGAGCCUGGAAGCGGAGCGGCUGGCGGGGACGCGGGGCACGCCGAGCCCCCUCGCGCCGGGCGCGGGCAGAGCCGGCAGCGGCGAGGGCAAGGCGGCCGACUUCUGCCCCUGGGACGCGGCGGAGGCUGCGCCGGAGGCAGAGAGGCCGGACCAAGGCGGGAGGGGCCUUUCCAAAUGGGUCAAAAUCCGGCCGAAAUCGGUGGGCUUGCUGAGAGCGUGGGAGAGCGGGAGCGGGCGGCCGGCGGGCAGGCGGCCUUGGGGCAGCGCCAGCGCCGAGGCGACCGCAGCCAAAGCGGCUCCCAAAAGCCCCGAGCUGCCCAAAGUGGCCCCGAGGAGCCCCAGGAGCACCAAGGCUGCGCUUUGCCCCUGGGGAACCGAGAGCGGCGGAGCGGAAACCCGCCCCUGGGAAGCGAGCGCAGCCUCGUCCGACGCCGCAGGAUCGAAAGGCGACGGAAGGGAAACCCGCGGAGCGGAGGGGGAAGCAGGCGCGGGAGACGCCGCCGAGCACCCGGGCACCGGCAGCAAGGCGGAGAUCUGCCCCGGGGAGGCCAGCGAGGUCCGGCCGGGGAAAGAGGGGAGGAAGGGCAGGGAGAAGGGGAAGGACCCUGCGGACAAGCGCAUCACGCGGCAGGCAGCCUUGGCCAGCCCGGCGACGUCCCUGGAGAAGGGGAGCAGCGAGCGGGAGGCCGUCUGCCCCUGGGAGAGCCCGGACCCGGGGGAGCCAGCUGCAAAACCCCGCGCCAGGGGCUGGGGGCUGCUCAGAUCACCCUCGAGGGCGUCGCAGAGCGCGGAGAGCCCGAAGGCGGAGGUGUGCCCGUGGGAGACGCAGGAGCGCAAAGGCAGCGGGAGAGCAGAAAUCUGCCCCUGGGAGAGCCCAGACCCGGGGGAGCCGGCUGCGAAACCCCGCGCCAGGGGCUGGGGGCUGCUCAAAUCGCCCUCGAGGGCGUCACAGAGUGCAGAGAGCCCAAAAGCAGAGGUGUGCCUGGGGGAGACGCAGGAGCGCAAAGGCAGCGGCACAGCAGAAAUCUGCCCCUGGGAGAGCCCGGACCCGGGGGAGCCGGCUGCGAAACCCCGCGCCAGGGGCUGGGGGCUGCUCAAAUCGCCCUCGAGGGCGUCACAGAGUGCAGAGAGCCCAAAAGCAGAGGUGUGCCUGGGGGAGACGCAGGAGCGCAAAGGCAGCGGGAGAGCAGAAAUCUGCCCCUGGGAGAGCCCGGGCGCGGAGGAGACGGCUGCAAAACCCCGCGCCAGGGGCUGGGGGCUGCUCAAAUCCCCCUCGAGGGCGUCGCAGAGCGCGGAGAGCCCGAAGGCGGAGGUGUGCCCAUGGGAGACGCAGGAGCACGAAGGCGGCUGCAGAGCAGAAAUCUGCCCCUGGGAGGGAGCUGCACCUCCCUUGGCUCCAGGAAAAACAAAGCCGGUUCCCAGGGGGGCUUCGAAAGGGGACAAGCGCAUCACGCGGCAGGCGGCCUUGGCCAGCCCGGAGAGGUCCCCGGAGAGGGGGAGCAGCGAGCGGGAGACCGUCUGCCCCUGGGAGAGCCUGGACCCGGGGGAGACGGCUGCAAAACCCCGCGCCAGGGGCUGGGGGCUGCUCAAAUCGCCCUCGAGGGCGUCGCAGAGCGCGGAGAGCCCGAAGGCAGAUGUGUGCCCGUGGGAGACGCAGGAGCGCGAAGGUGGCGGCAGAGCAGAAAUCUGCCCUUGGGAGGCGGCUGCACCUCCAUCGCCUAGAGAGAAAUUAAGGCCGGCUAAAGAUGGUCUGUCCCCGGGAAGCAAAAGCCCAAGCCCAAUUCGAAGUGUUUUCAGAGAGACUGGAGGGAGCCGGUCUAAGGAGGAGAAAGGAAGCAGAGCGCGUGAGUCCGCCGGCCCCCGGGAGCGCACGGGCACAGAGGGCUCCUCCGCCGGGGACGGCGCGGAAAGAGCAGAGUGGCUGGAAGCCACUUCUGGGAAAUCAGAGAGCGCUGGGAGCAUCAAGGCCGAGGUCUGUCCUUGGGAGAGCCCGGACACGGAGGAGCUGGCUGCGAAACCCCACGCUGGGAGCCAGGGUCUGCCCAAAGCGCCCUCGAGGAAAGCAGAGGGCACGGAGAGCCGGCGGGCAGACAUCUGCCCGUGGGAAACGGCGGGGGCCGAUGCUGGCGUUAGAAGCGACGCCUGCCCCUGGGAAGGGCUGGGUGUCCCACCGGAGGGACCAGGCCAGGCGGCUCCCAGCAGGGCCGGGGCAGCAGGAUCGGGCCAUGCUGCAGCCACCUCGGCCCCGGCGGCAUUCGGGAGCAGCCAGCGGGAGUCUGUCUGCCCCUGGGAGAGCCCGGGCGUGGGGGAGCCCUCCCAAAAAAACGGAGCGGGGAAAAGCCCCUGCGAGAAGUCCGAGAUUGCGGAGAGCAGGAAGGCUGACGUCUGCCCCUGGGAAGCAGCGGAGCCCGAGGCCGCGGAGAAGGAAAGCGUCAAACCAGAAGCGCAGCCCCGGGGAGCAGUGCGAGCGGCUGAGCACAAGCCGCUGUGCCGCGUCCUGCCGGGCAUCCAGCCCCCGCGGGGCCCGGGCCGAGGCAGCGGCCCCGGCGCAGCCGAGGUUUGUCCCUGGGAAGCGGAAGGGGCUCCCCCAGCCCCCCAGCAGCCCGGCCCGGACCCCAGCGAACCCUCGGCGGUGUGUCCGUGGGAGGCGGAGAGCGCGGAGCCCAUCCCGGCCCGCCGCGGGCAGGGCACAGCCGGGGAGAGCCCCGGGGAUGGAGGCAGCGGCGCGACCCGGAGCAACCCGGACGUCUGCCCCUGGGAGCAGGAGUAG
Dromaius novaehollandiae (emu) is the source of this 5538-nucleotide messenger RNA. RefSeq names its product G protein-coupled receptor 179 (gene GPR179). Gene Ontology annotation, biological process: G protein-coupled receptor signaling pathway. The coding region runs from base 16 to 5538 and encodes 1840 amino acids. Gene Ontology annotation, molecular function: G protein-coupled receptor activity. NCBI's taxonomy places the organism in Eukaryota, Metazoa, Chordata, Aves, Casuariiformes, Dromaiidae. The record is from RefSeq and is a predicted model, not a curated record. The transcript is spliced from 10 exons. Gene Ontology annotation, cellular component: membrane.